AUGGAAGAACUUAGCGGGACAACAGAAAAGUGUAAACAUAAUUUGCGUGCAAAAGAAGAUACUCCUUGUGCCCAUCAGUCUCUGGAUUGUGGCAACAAGCACGAGAUUCCGGAAGCAAUUCACGAUAGAGCCACUUCUUGUCCCUUUUCUAAAAACAGCGAAGAUUUGGGUCAGAGUUCCAGUUCAAAGGGUAAGGAGCUAAAUUAUGCCUUACAGGAUAUGAACAUCGAAUGGGAGGAGUAUCUCAAUAAAACAUCGGAAGAAAGGGAUCACAUGGAAGAUCCAUUCCUUUACAAAGACAGAGAUCUACAUUUGAAUCAUUGCCUUCGCGUUAUUCCUGACAGUUUCAAGGAAGAAGUAAAAUACGCAAAUCCGUUUCCUAGCUACGAAGACCAAGUCUACGAGUCCAGCUGCAAGAGUGAAAGUGAUAAAAAGCAAGCUUGUGCUCACGAGAUACCAAUGAAAAAGAAUAUACUGGAAAACUCAAGAAAGUUCCAACAAAACACAAAAGAAAAUCUGCGAGCACCAUAUACUGAUGAAAAAUGA
Stegodyphus dumicola is the source of this 546-nucleotide messenger RNA. RefSeq lists its product as uncharacterized. The record is from RefSeq and is a predicted model, not a curated record. Lineage: Eukaryota; Metazoa; Arthropoda; Arachnida; Araneae; Eresidae.